AUGAAGACAGCUUUGAACUUUGGCAAACCAGAGCAUUUACUGCCACCAUCGUGGAAAUCGCAAGUACAGCAGUGGCUCAGCGAAGACACACCGUCUUUCGAUUGGGCAGGAUUCGUUGUUGGGGAGGAUGAGCGCGAGGGCAAGUUGCUUGGAAAGAGAAAGGGUGUUCUCGCAGGAAAGCCAUUCGUAGAUGAGAUAUUCAAGCAAUUGGACUGCAGCGUGGAAUGGCAUAUCAACGAGGGUGAUUCAUUUGAACCAGUCAAGCACAUUGCUACUGUUAGAGGUGCUGUAAGAUUCUUACUGCUUGGCGAGCGUGUUGCUCUCAACGUCUUAUCGAGAUGUUCUGGAAUUGCGAGCAUGUCCCGCUGGUUUUUAGAUACAGCCAGAGAUGCUGGCUACGAGGGCAUUAUCGCUGGAACGCGUAAAACAACACCAGGCUUCAGAUUGGUCGAAAAGUACGCCAUGAUCGUCGGCGGUAUCGAUGCACACCGCAACGAUCUGUCGUCGAUGGUUAUGCUUAAGGACAAUCACAUAUGGUCGAAAGGAUCGAUUACAAAUGCUGUGCAAGCAGUGCGCUCAGUAGCAGGAUUCUCGUUGAGAUUGGAUGUAGAAGUUCAGGAUGAGAAGGAAGCCAAUGAAGCUAUCGACGCUGGUGCAGAUGUAAUUAUGCUCGACAACAUAGCCGGCGAAGAGCUGCACGCUGUAAGCCGGAGAUUGAAGGAGAAGUGGACGGACAAGCGUCAUUUCCUACUCGAGACAAGUGGAGGAAUCGAAGCGCACAACUUGACAGAAAGACUGGGUGAUAGUAUUGAUAUACUCAGUACGAGCGCAGUGCAUCAGAACGUUCAACACAUCGACUACUCGAUGAAAAUAGCGCAAAAUUGA
Wallemia ichthyophaga EXF-994 is the source of this 885-nucleotide messenger RNA. Its product is annotated as Nicotinate-nucleotide pyrophosphorylase. Gene Ontology annotation, biological process: quinolinate catabolic process; NAD+ biosynthetic process. The transcript is spliced from 12 exons. Gene Ontology annotation, cellular component: cytoplasm. Lineage: Eukaryota; Fungi; Basidiomycota; Wallemiomycetes; Wallemiales; Wallemiaceae. Gene Ontology annotation, molecular function: nicotinate-nucleotide diphosphorylase (carboxylating) activity. The record is from RefSeq and is a predicted model, not a curated record. The coding region runs from base 1 to 885 and encodes 294 amino acids.